Rosa rugosa (rugosa rose) is the source of this 958-nucleotide messenger RNA. Its product is annotated as ninja-family protein 3-like. Lineage: Eukaryota; Viridiplantae; Streptophyta; Magnoliopsida; Rosales; Rosaceae. Gene Ontology annotation, biological process: response to abscisic acid; signal transduction; negative regulation of DNA-templated transcription. Bases 137 to 859 code for a protein of 240 amino acids. The transcript is spliced from 3 exons. Gene Ontology annotation, cellular component: nucleus. The record is from RefSeq and is a predicted model, not a curated record.
GCAAAAGCAGAAGAAGAGAGAAGAACCUGCGUCGGUUUCUCUUGUGUCAUCUCUAUUUAAUCCCCCCCCUAAUCUGUCUCGCUUAGUUGCAUUUGGGGUUGGAUAGCUAGUCUCUCAAGAAAGAAGAAGAAAGAAAAUGGCGGGCGAAGAGGACCAACACGAUCUCGGGCUCUCACUUGGGGGACUUUACCAAGGCAACUCGGGUGGGGCCCGCAUGGCACGCGCUGUGUCGGUGGGAGUCGAUGUGACUGAGGUGGCGGCGGCGCCGCGUCCCAGGGCGGUUUCUCUGCCGUCGGUUAGUGAGCUGGAGAUGAUGAGGGUCUCUGAGGUUCAGUUUCUGAGCAGGGCGAUGGCUGCAAGCCUGAGUUUGACUAUUCAGGAGGAAAAGGCUAAGAAAGCUCCGGCAGAGGCGGUCCGGCUGCCUGAAGUGGCUGCUCUGGGAGUGAAUGUGACUGGAUCUGGACGCUUGGCUGCAACAAGCAGCACAGUCAGUUCUGAGCUUAUGUCUGGAGAAGGGAGCUCCAAUCAGCCUGUGGUCACCACGUCAAUGAUGGCUAACACAAAAAAGGUGAAGGCUGAUGACCCUGAACAGGACAGUGCAGCAAAGAGGGCUAGAGUUUAUCAUCGCAAUGUUGUGAGGCCAAUUAGGCGUGAAGGGAUGGUCAGAAUGCCUUCUGUGACAACCACUGGGGCUGAUGGGAAGAAAGUGGAAGGUUACCUGUACAAGUAUCUUGGAGGAAAAGUGCGGAUUGUGUGUGCUUGCCAUGGGACUUUCCAGUCCCCAGCGGAGUUCGUCAAGCAUGCCGGUGGCAAUGAGGUCGCCAAUCCUUUGAAGCAAAUCACUGUUUCCCUUUAUUAAAUAACUAGGUCUAUGGUGGUGGCAACUAAUGCAGGUCACCCCCUGUGGAAUGUUAAUGAAUAUGGACCUCCUGAGUUUCGUAAUUAACUUUGUUCAUCA